AUGAUCAGGAAUCCGAAUUAUACAAACUUUGUUUGCUGUGCUGUUUGUAAUAAAAUAAUUCCACCAGCCCCUUUUGGGGAAACCUUCAAACGGAUCCAUGAAUACAAGCCAUUUAAGACACGCUUUUACACUCACAAAGAUAUCCUGGAUAUUGGGAAAGAUGUUCUGAAUAAGGAAGAGCAGUUUCAGGAGGCCGCCCUCAAAGAACGAAUUGCACAGGUAGAAGCCGACGUAUGGGCUCAGGCCGAUAAACGCCAAAGACAAGCAGUGAAGAAAGCCCUCGAAGAAGCAAAUGACAUGUACAAAAUGCAAAUCCAGUUUCUGAAAGAGGAACAUGAGAAAGAGUUAAAGGAAAUGGCAGCUAGGACCGAGAUGCAGUUGCAUAAAAACCUGGAGGAAGAACUGCAGCGAGAACACUUGGCUGCUGAGCAGCGCAUGAUCCACAGGAUCCAGAGGAUCAUGAUGGAGUGCCACCGCGAGAAGGUCCGGGCCGUGCAGGAAGCCCGAGAGCAGGAGCGGCUCGUGGCCCAGGAAGAGGUCCAGGCUCAGAGAAGGAAGGCCGUGGAGGAACUUAUGAGCACAGGUGUCACGGUUGUGCAGGAUCAGAAGAAGAGUGUGAACCAGCUGGUAAGGGAGAAACAGCAUGAAAUCAAUCUCUACUACUGCAUGACUCAGAGGCAGAAGCAAGAGGAGGUUCAGGAAGUGCUUCAAGAAGCAGAGAAAACACAUCAGGCCAAACUCGGAAAUGUGAUGGACAAGCUGGUGAACACUCACGGGGAGCUGCUGUCCAUCGCGAAGCAGCUGGGGAUUAUGACGAACUGGAAAGACUUCCUGGAGGAAGAGUUACAGGAAACCAGGGCAGCAUUUCAAAAAUACAUCAAUUACACGUUUCCAAAGCUCUCGCCGGGACAAGCAGAUUUUAUUCUGCCAGAAAGAAAGAAGACACCCUCCAAUCUUAUUAUUCCGGCGAACCAAACAACUCCUGAUUAG
Rangifer tarandus platyrhynchus (Svalbard reindeer) is the source of this 990-nucleotide messenger RNA. NCBI's taxonomy places the organism in Eukaryota, Metazoa, Chordata, Mammalia, Artiodactyla, Cervidae. The record is from the annotation of a GenBank genome assembly.